Messenger RNA from Urocitellus parryii (Arctic ground squirrel), 993 nucleotides. Lineage: Eukaryota; Metazoa; Chordata; Mammalia; Rodentia; Sciuridae. The record is from RefSeq and is a predicted model, not a curated record.
AUGCCAGGGGGACGAGUCCCUUCUCGGCUGCUGAUUACUUCAAGAUGUGAGGGCUGGUUUGAGCCGGAGAAAGACACGCGCACAGUGUGGCUGCCACAGCCGGCCGACUGGGCUGCUGGGGUGAGCAGGCGUCUACUAGCAGAGCGACGGCACCCGGAUGCUUCUUGCGAACUCGCCUUUUGGCUCCCGGGCGCGGGGAGUAGUUCCAGGGACUGGGAGCACUUCAGGCUAGUACCUUUGUUGCUGCCUAGCCACAUCGUGAGAAAUCAGUUUUUGCUUUGGGUUCUAAAGGAUCCAGUUUUUCGCGAACAGAGCUCGACCACCUCUGUUCAGGAAUGGGCAGCGAAGGCACUUGUCAUCAAGCAUCAGUUAUCUAAGCAAGGGGAAAAGAAAUACUGGGUAGAGGAGUCUGGGAAGGUGCCCAAUUACCCAUACCUCUCCGCACGUCUCGCCCACUCGCCUGGGUUUCGACUUUGCAACAAGGUUUCCAACACCGCUGAAGUGCUUGGCAAAGUACUCCUGGAAGCUAGCCGGGUGAGGCUGCCAGGAAGCGGGCGGWCCGAGAGGGAGGCUUUUAGGACUUGGAAGACAGUGGUGGGACCUGAGGAAGGAAAUCGCGUCGCCAGCCAAUCUUUUGGGUCGAAGCGCUGUAGCAAGUGGUCUCACCUGGUUUGGUCCCUCCUGGCCCAGAAACAACGAAGAAAUGGAAACUUCUUUUAUGGUCACCAGUUGACCUGGGCGCAAAGCCCCAAAGACAACUACUACCAACCAUUCUUCCACCCAAAUCUACAAAACAAGAACUUUGUUUAUAUUAAUUUGAGGGAAAUUGCUAUCCUUCCAUUCCAAAAGCACUUAUUUCUCCUCUUCCAGCUACCAAAUASAGUGUGUUCUUGUCUUUCCACGAGCACAAUAAACCAUGCAAUGCAAAAUAUAAGGACUCCAGACUCGCUUAUCUUCUAUUUUAAAACGUCUCUCUGGAUUAAGGGACGUUAG